AUGCAAUUGCGCCGCCUCUUUUCGCAUUCCCAUCCCUCUAAGUCCCCCACACGCUCACUCCAACGCCCGUUGUUGUCGCGAUUUCUCCAGUUGUUUUUCUCUGCCCCUUCCCCCCUUCCCGUUUUCCAUGAUUGUUGCGUGCCGCGGUUAAAGCGUUCCUUGACGGUCACAUCGAUCAUCAUUGUCGCUCUUAUCCUUUGUUGUGGUUCCCUAAACCUAUAUGGAACGUCUGUCUCUGGUGCCAAAACACAUUCCAAAAGAGGAUUCGAGGAGAGAAAGCCGCGCAUCAGUUUGGGAGGGACUUGGUAAACAUUUUAAUACUCGUUCCCUCGAUUACAAGGCCAUGCUGAACUAACAUUACCGAGUUGAUGUUCGGGGAAAGGGAGAUCCGCCUUUCAGCCAUCUGUCUAUAUAGAUUAUGCAUCAUGCGGCUUUUCUACAGUUCGAGUCAUGUCCCCGUACAGUUUUUUAGGCUCUCUUUCUUCUUAUAUCCAUAUGCCGCCAACAUGGCUUGUGCUGGUGACCUCUUCCCAUCUUAUCUCCCAUGCCUUAUAAUAACGACGCUCGUGCCAAUUAGACGAUAAAAAUUCCCCCCUAACGCUGCCGAUGGUUGUUUCCGGAUUUAUAGCCAGAUUUGUACCUUUCAGUCGGUCAUACCACCAUUAAGAGGGUUUCGAGCCAAAGUGUUUGUGCGUGAGAUUAGUUGGGAUGGCCUAGCUAAAUAAGAGAUUGGAUAAACACUUUCUGAUUCUCUUUCCCCCAAGACGUUAAAAUUUUAUUGGGUACCGUUGUUUCGCCGUCUUCAAUAAAAUGUUCCGGAGGUCGGGUGAAAUGACUUUCUGAAUCUUCUUCUCUUCAUUACUAUCUCCUCUAAUGGGAUUUCAAGUGUUGAGGCGGAAAGAGUAGGUCGAUUCGAAAGACGGGACUCUCCAAGUGACCCCACAAAAGGGAGUAGCCAUAUAUUGUUACAGACCCAAUUAUGAUUUACACCCGACCCCGAGCACUUCCUGUUUUUUUCAAGGCCCGAAGGGCGGCGCCGGUUUAUUUGUGCGCGAAGAUCGCCAGGGAACGUCGCAUUCUCGUUUGCGACUUUGUGUUUCUCACUCUUUUUGUGCGCUAAUUAACGCUGCCGAUCCUCAUCUCUCAUUGUGUUCAUCUAUACUUAUCUCCGAUCCAUCAGUUUUAUUCCAUUGGCGGUUUUACGUCCGAAUUGUCGCGAAUGGCCAAAUCUUCUAUUAAAGUAUCACCUUUAAAGGCGCUCUAUUAUUGUUCUUUAUUUUUAGGUCCGCCGACAUGAGGUUGUGGAUUCCAUUUCUGCUUCUUUUUGCCGGCUGUAAGGCCCAAGUCAUUGACGUUGCAGUGGGGCAGUUAUUUACCGUGCGCUUAGAAGGAAGCGACUCGAUACCCAGUGAUGGCCUUCCCGGUUGGAUGAGCUUUGACCCCUCACAAAGCACUCUAUACGGUGUUCCCAAAUGGAAUCGUCUUGAGAAUGUCACCCUGAGGACAUCUCAAGGAAAGUCGAUUGACGUCAACACUUACAUUGAACUGGAUCAAUGCAAAGAAACCGAGAGUUACAUUUUCCUCGAACUCUAUCAGGACAAACCAUACGAAAAUUAUAAGAUCGAGGACUUGAGGUAAGAUCUCAUCACCGCUUAAAAAAUAAUUAUCGUUUAGAGAGCUCAUCAAAAACUACGCCGAACGAUUUGAUCUCGAAGAAACUCAAGUCCGAGCUUACCGAGCCGACGAAAUCACUCGUUACCGCAAAGUUCAGGAAUAUUUAAUUAAUUUAGGAACCGAUUAUAUUCAACGAGAGAACCUUCUAGUUCUUUGGGCUAACAUCUAUUGCGGCACUUCCGAACAAGCAGCUGAAGAACAACCUGAAAUUAUGGAAAAGGCUACGCUCAUUGAGUCUGAAGGCGAUCAUGUCCAAGUAUGUGGUCCCAUUAGAAAUCCUUUAUUACACCACAAGUGCUUUCAUGUUACUUGUAAUCGCAUUAUUGCAUGUUUUUACGAAAUUCUUUCAGCUCGGCCAAGCUCGAGUCAAGAAAGAUGACCUUCUGGCGUUGCAAACGGCCACCCCUGCUCCAAUUGCGCGAACAACCCGAAUGGCCAAGGACAAUCCACCCACCAGAUACAAUAACAUCGACAAGUUUGAGUGUCAGAGGUAAGAGAUACCUUCAGAAAUUUUGUUUGUCCGCUUUCUUUAUUUGCGUUCGAAGGUUGGAAGCAGAGACCAGCUCUCUGAUCGCGGGACAAAGAGUGCUUGGGUCCUCUGUUGACAUAUUUGCCAUGACAUUCGUUGCGCAAUGUGGCUAAGAAAGGAAAAGCCAUGUGCAGCGAGCGCCAUCCUAAUCCCCGAGAGCAUUAAUUAUGAGUUGUUUUUCAGAGGAAAAUUAUGUCAGAAAUGGCUGUCGCCCAACACUUUCAUCGACUCCGAAGACGGAUAUCUGCCGAAUCUUCGAUCCAAGGUCGUCAGUGAUGACGACUCGACCAACUUCUUGACUGUAGUCCAUGAUAAGGACCGUGUUGCAUUGGAAGGGGUACCCUUGAGCACCGGAAUCUUCAGCUUCCGACUGGAAGUGCGCGAUUCCGCCGACCAGGUAAGCAAUCCUGCAUUAAGGCGGCGAUUAAAAUAGCCAAAAGACAGAUGUGGGGCCCGAUUUAUUCCACUUAAGUGCCCAUCUAAGAAGCUAAUAUAUAUCUUUUACGACCGGCAUUUCGGUUCGCGCAUCUGUCCAUGAGAAGGUCCAUACACAUAAGGAGUCGCUAUCCGAGAGUGUUCCAGAAAAGUCACAAAAGAUUGGAAAUGUGCCCAAGAAGGCUCGCUUUCAAUCGCGCAGCUGAAAGAUCAAAUUCCACCCAUUCACUCACUCGUAUCCUCAUUCAUUUUAGAUGGCCGCUGCUGCCUUCAACGUCGAAGUAAAGGAUGAACCCGAACCAAACCAUGCAUUCGAAUUACUGCUCGACACCAGGUAUAAGAAAUUCAAGGAUGAGCCCAAACUUUUGGUCAAAUUUGGAGAAAAACUUGUAGAAAGAAUUGGAGGAACCCGGGAACAAGUAAUGAUAAACUCAGUUGAAGAACAAGGCUCUAACACAGUCAUUAGAUGGAGCAACAGCUCAUUAAGUCGGACAACAUGCGAGGAGAAAGUCGUUAAUGCAACGAAGGUUAAGAUGACCGGAAGGGGAAAGAGCGGAAUUCGAGAAUUUGUCAAGCAUAUGGGAGCUGACUUCGCUGUUCGUGAUGUAAGAACCAAUUUGCGUAUAAUAAUUUCUUUCCUAUCAGGUGACCAUAAAACUACAAGGAAAUUGUGGCCCCCAAACUGUAACCCCCCAGAUCAUCCGAGUCAGGGCAUCCACUAUCGCCACUCCUUUGGACGAAGAGGUCGGAAUCUCCAACCUGGUCCUUUUGAUCCUGAUAGUAGUCGCCAUUGCAUUGUUGCUGGUCAUUUUAUUCGUUGUUUUCUGUUGCAUUAAAAGAAAACAGACCCCAAAAAAGAGCCAAGAAUACACAACAAAAGGUAGGCAUCCACCCACAUUAAUGAUAUGCUGACUCAUUUCCAGGCACUCCCAUCGUGUUCCCUGAUGACGUUCGUCCCGACGACGAUACCAAUGGGAGUACCGCGGCUGUGACUACCCCCAUGCUAGUCAGUCAUGAACAUCCUCCCCUCAAUCCCAACACAACCACACUUCACGAGAAUCCCAUCUACAAACCACCUUCGGAAGUGGGUACCCCUACUAGAAGUGCCAUUGGACAACGUCUUCCUCCCCCAUACGUAGCCUCAUAA
Bursaphelenchus xylophilus (pine wood nematode) is the source of this 3785-nucleotide messenger RNA. The record is from the annotation of a GenBank genome assembly. NCBI's taxonomy places the organism in Eukaryota, Metazoa, Nematoda, Chromadorea, Rhabditida, Aphelenchoididae.